AUGUCGCCCACUUCGAGCGUUCAGAGGCACGCUCUUCCAUGUGCCCCGGAUCCCUAUCUCUCAACUACAUCUGAUCCAGAAGAACUUUCCUUUCAAGCCAGCGCGAUUCGUCUUACACCUGUCGGAAGUCCACACAGUAGGCCGGGUUCAUCCCCUCACGCUAUUGACCCCACAGUUCAGCCGAGCUAUUUGGACCUCAACACGUGUACCUCCCCUCUCUCCGAGCGAGUUUUUAUUAAACCAGAGGAUAUCGAGCUGGGCAAUCCGAGCAGGUGGAGAGAUGACAGCUAUUCAUCACACAAGAGUGAGGCCAGUGCGACUGUUGAUCCCAUUUGGUCUUCACCCAUGGCGCCAAGCGCCUUCCCGUGGCACGGAAUGAGCUCCGAAAAUCCAAAUUCAUCCUCUACAUUGACAGGCCUGGAGUCCCAUGGUAAUCACGUGCCAACCGUUCAUAAUGUAGAACCAUCCCGAUUUGCGCCUUCAGUCCAGGAGUCGGACGUGCUGAAUUCAGGUGAAACUAGAGGGAGAAGCCCAGUUAUCAAAUUUACCAAGUUCUCUCGAGGCGAUUCCCCCAACGAACGCAACAUACACCAAAAGCGAAUCAGUCAGUCAUCGGGACAUUUACUUGUGGACCCCGACGAGUCGGGAGACGACCAUGAUGGCCGAUCAACCUCACCGGCGCCCUUGAAACGAUCCAAUGACGGCACGUGGCCUGAAGAUUCAUCCAAACACCACCCAUCGGGCAUUGAACCGGGUUCCCGCGAUGAUCAAUACGUGCCAAGUCCGAACGACAUCCACCUCCACAGAGUAAAAGAAGAGAGAGAUGGGGACAUCAAAUCCUGGUCUGUCUGUGUGAGUGAAGCUAACAGUGACGCGGGAGGCUCGCCUAGGCCCCCGCGCCCUCGGCUACAUGUCCCGAGGAGAGUGCGAGCAAGAAGCACUGGAGAUAAUCCCCUGGCACGAGAGGAUUAUUUCACCCUCAACUCUCACACUGGAGACCGAUCGUAUCCUGGACCGGGUAUCUUGGUCUAUGAAAGCAGUGACAGCCUGAGCGAAGACGAAGAGAGUAUCGGCACAUAUUCGGACGAGACGUCAGCGGAGGUUGACGAUCCUGAAAGAUAUGAUCGCAGCACACCUGAAGUUUACUCAUCGUUCUCGCCAACCAAAGCAGAUGAGAGUAUCCGUCUGUAUCCCUGGCAUGAUCCCCCACGCGACCCAACACCCAGAUCGCACGCCAUGCAGCCGGAUAGCUCCACCGACGCUAUGAUAGCCUUUGAGAGGCGCGUACGAGACCUCGAGACGGCGUCUCUCGCAGCAACAGUCGAUAACAACAGCAUUUUCAAUGUGACCACUUCCCUCGAGAACUUCUCUUUGGACAGCAGGGAUCAACCGAGAAAGCGAACGAGUCUUCUCAGGCGUCCUUUCCUGCAAGCUUCUUCGAUGUUGAAGCGGCAAGCGUCCGACUUGUCGAUCGGUCAUGGCAGCACUUACCCUGGACUUCAGCGCGAUACCGAGGACCCCCAGGUGAAACAAAGUCACUCACCGCGUAACCCAUUCUCGAACCGUCGCCAUUCGCGAUCGCCAAGCUUGAGCAACGCGCUGAUGGCAAUGACUAGUCAGAUAGCCAGUGUUGGUGGUAGCCAGCCUGUCCGAGCAGUCCCGCCUGCACCAUCUCCACCAGAGCGGAGUUCUACGAAGCUCCACCAGUUCACCGGCCGAGGUCGAAGCAGAAGCGAAAUCCCUCGACCAAGUAGCCCGGGCCUGAUCAACCUGAUGACUGCCCACGGGGGACCACCAGUUCCAAAUAUUUCGUCUCCUCGUGCCAGUCACGAGGCGGCUCAGACACCUACCAGUACACUUCUAGACCCGAAUACCGGAGGACCGGAGGACGAGCAUGACAUUGACAUGAGCGACAUGAAAGGGGUGGCCAUGGAUUUCCCUGCCAUCCAGAGUCUCCCCGUUCCAACUUUUGAAGGGUUCAGAUCACAGAUCAUGCAAAUGAACCCCAGGCUGGAACCGGCUCUUAUUCACCGUCUCGCAAAUGAGCAAGAUCGCCGAUACAGACUUCUGGUUGGCUUGCAACAGCACCACGCACACGCGGCUGCCAACCGGUCGUGUAAAUCUGCAGAUUUCUGUUUUGCUCAGGGUGGCCAAGAAUCAUUAUUGCAGGACCCCACGGCCUCGGCCGAGACCGAGGCCGCACAGAUUCAGUUCCGCGUGAGCAACUUCACCGACGGCCACGAGCAAGUAUAUGCGAUCGGGGAGGAUGCGGGAACCGCGGCUCAAUUUCCCCCUGGAGUCCCCUCUCCGCCAGUCAAACGUCUCCCCGCCCGCUUCGAAUGUCCGAUCUGUUUCCAAGUGAAAUCGUUUAAGAAACCAUCCGACUGGUCUAAGCAUGUCCAGGAAGAUGUGCAACCUUUCACCUGCACAUUCCCCAAUUGUAAUGAGCCCAAGUCCUUCAAGCGUAAAGCAGACUGGGUGAGACAUGAGAAUGAGAGACAUCGACACUUGGAGUGGUGGACCUGUGCAUUCCACGAGUGCAAUCAUAUUUGCUAUCGUAAAGACAACUUCGUGCAACAUUUGGUUCGAGAACACAAAAUGCCCGAACCAAACAACAAGAAAAAAGGCAGUACGACCGAAGAGAGGCCGAGUAGCCGAAGGGAGCAAGACCUUGAGCGAUUAUGGCAAAUGGUCGAAGAAUGUCGGCAUGAGACUGACCGAUCCCCCCAAUCAGAGCCGUGUCGCUUCUGCGGGAAUGUCUGUAACGAGUGGAGAAAGUUGUCAGUCCACCUUGGCAAGCACCUGGAACAGCUAGCCAUGCCUGUCCUCCGAUUAUCAAAACCUAGUGCCCCGAUCCCUGUCGUCCCUGUCAACAAUCUAGUGGGGCGAUCGGCAACACCCCUCGCUCCAUACUCAACACACGAAACGUCUCUGCAGCCGCAGUAUGCGCCUCCAAACGUUAGCAACCCCCUCAACCCGCUUGACUACUCCAUCUCUGGCACCGAACUUUCUAUGGAACCAGACUCUAUGUCAGAAGAGUCCCUUGAUUAUCGGUAUCUUGGUUUCCAGGGUCCACAUCCGGCUCAGGAGCAGGCCCAGACCCAGACCCAUCCCCUGCAUCAAAACUCGACAUAUCCACCGCUUUUUAACGCCGUUCCGCGCCCGAGUUCCCCGGAAUUGAGUGCUAUUCACUCAUAUCCUGUUCCUCAAUUUCGGGUCUUCCCCGCGGACUACUACCAGCCCGUGGAGGCGAAUAUUCCUUACACAGCCACUUAUUCUUCUGGAUAA
Molecule: messenger RNA, 3288 nt
Organism: Penicillium soppii
Lineage: Eukaryota; Fungi; Ascomycota; Eurotiomycetes; Eurotiales; Aspergillaceae
Product: putative C2H2 finger domain protein
Exons: 1
Coding region: 1-3288 (1095 amino acids)
Source: RefSeq, a predicted model, not a curated record